AUGAUUGCAGUGAAGUUUGUAUACCUCAAGCGGGAAUGGAGAAAUACGGAAGGUCAAGGUUGCCUUGAGAUGAGACUUUGUCAAGAUAGCGCUGGAAGGAAAACAAAGAGUAGGGAUACCAUCCCUCCUCAUCAGCCCCUACUUCAAAGUAUUGUAUGCACUGCAGCGGCUCACAUGGAGCUAGCGGAGGAGUUUAUGAUCUUGGACAACUGA
Messenger RNA from Haemonchus placei, 213 nucleotides. The record is from the annotation of a GenBank genome assembly. NCBI's taxonomy places the organism in Eukaryota, Metazoa, Nematoda, Chromadorea, Rhabditida, Trichostrongylidae.